UGUCGCCGUGUCGAAGUCCUCUGUAUUUUUUUACACGACCGAUUUUACACGGUGGAAUUGCGAUCACACUCUGUUUAGUUUUAUAUGCUGGUUGAGUAGUCGGAGCUCAACAGCCACGGUGAAAUGAAAGAAGAAAGGUGAGUUCUUUUUUUUUUUCCGGAUUUAGCUACGCGGCAAGGUUACUCUUCGCUUAUUGGGCGUCGACGGCGCGAUCCGGUCACCGGCGUGCGCUAGUCGCUUUGCCAGUUUGCCUAUGUGGAAGCAAACCAUUCGGCGUUCACAUCAGCGCUAAUCUUUUCCCCCCGAAUUGAUUAGCUUUUCUUGACUUGUCCGCCGCAAGAAAAAGCCGAAAUUUAGUGCGGAGACCGGAGCCUCCACGGAAUCCUGCUCUGUUUUUUCCCCCCAUGGUCCAUGGAUUCCUCGCGCUGAGCUGAGCGCCGAGGCCCGUCUGAUGAGCGCGGCCUCGCCGGCGGCGCGGCGGCGAUGGACCUCCCGUGGCUGGACCUGCCCUUCACCUUCCUCACGCUGCUCCUCGCCACGCGCCUCGCCUACGACUACUACGGCGACGUCGCCGCGGCCUUCGCCGGCGGCUUCUCCAUCCAGGUCUUCCUCUUCUACUGCUUCGCGCGCUGGUACCGCCAUGCCAUCGAGGGGCGCGCCGCCGCGGGGGGCCGCGACGAUCCGUCGCCGUCGAACCGGCAGGUGGGCGCGGACGCGGAGGCCCCGCCCGUCCUGACCCCGCUGCUGGGCGCGCCCGGCGGCGUGCGCGCGUCGGCGCUGGCCAGCCGGUGCUUCGCCGUGGUGUUCAUGGUGUUCGUGCCGCUUCUCAUCGUCGUCUUCGAGCGCAGCCAGGCGGACGUCGUCGCCUACGCGCUCUGCCUCGCCAACAUCAUCGUCAUGGUCGUCUGGCUGUCGCCGGACUCCGGGCCCACGGCCGCCGCCGCCAAGUCGCUCCUGCGGCUCAGCGACGACGAGGACGACGGCAGCACGGGAAGCGCCGGCGCCGGUGCCGACAAGUGCUGCGUCUGCCUCGCCGGCAUGCGGGAGGACCAGGCGCUCCGGGAGCUGCCGCGCUGCGGCCACAGCUUCCACGACAAGUGCAUCGGCAAGUGGCUCAAGGCGCACCCGACGUGCCCGGUCUGCCGGGCCACGGCCGUGCCGCCGCCGCAGGACGGCGGCGGCGGCGACCCGCUCGACGACGACAUUAGCCCCGUCUAGCGCUCUAGCUUUCGUUCCCCAUGAUUGAUUGGUGCAUCUCGUCUGACAAAUUCGUGGUGGUUUGUUGGGAAAUUCGCUGAACCUGUGUAUAGUUAUCAUCGAAAUCGCUGUCAGGCAUCGAUUGGAAUUGUUAGCAGUGCAGUGAUGUGUAAAUACACUCGCGUUUGUGCACUUUGGAGAAAGGAAAAAAAGCAAAGCCUUGUUUGCUUCAUGAAAGGCGCAAUCAUUGAACAUUGUAUUCUGAAAAGAUGAGGAAAGAUGACGGGUUUCUUGGUAGUGGUUGAUGGAUUAAAAAAAUGUCAA
Panicum hallii is the source of this 1521-nucleotide messenger RNA. RefSeq names its product E3 ubiquitin-protein ligase Os06g0535400-like. The transcript has a single exon. Lineage: Eukaryota; Viridiplantae; Streptophyta; Magnoliopsida; Poales; Poaceae. Bases 484 to 1218 code for a protein of 244 amino acids. The record is from RefSeq and is a predicted model, not a curated record.